Molecule: messenger RNA, 1507 nt
Organism: Pseudomassariella vexata
Lineage: Eukaryota; Fungi; Ascomycota; Sordariomycetes; Amphisphaeriales; Pseudomassariaceae
Product: eukaryotic cytochrome b561-domain-containing protein
Exons: 2
Coding region: 303-1037 (244 amino acids)
Molecular function (GO): transmembrane monodehydroascorbate reductase activity
Source: RefSeq, a predicted model, not a curated record
AAGCUCAUCAGCCUGGUGCAUUGAGGGCAAGGUUGUCGUAAUCAUUCUAGCUAUGCAGACAAUCAAUCCAUCCAUGCAUCAUUAAACUCUCGCUCCCUCGAUGUCAUCUCUCGUUGUCUCCCCGACUCGUAUGCCUACCCGCUCGGAUGAAUAGAGUUUUUAAGCAACCAGCGCCUACUUGAAGCCAAUCGUCCACAUUUUCAUCUUGUUAAACCAUGCAACAUUCAUUGAAAUCUCGCUCAACCAAGCCCCAGCAGCCGAGCAGCUAUCAACACAAGUGAGCCACUGAUCUCUUUGCAAAAAUGGCCUCCGCAACGGGCAUACCCCAACACACUCCGGGCACCGAGUCGCACGACGAGAUGGAACCACUCCUCGGCCGUCCGGGCGACGUAUGCCAAAAGGACGAAGCUCCCAUUGUAAAAAACCUCAUUAUUGGAACGGGCGUGAUCGCCGAAGCCGCGGCUCUCCUCCUCGUCGCCUCAGUCUGGGGCUCUGUCUUCAUCGCGGGCAACCUCUCCCUAUUCUCAGUCCACCCACUCGCACAAUCCUUCGGCUUCCUCGUCCUCAUCCAGUCUAUCCUCGUACUUCAGCCCACCCACACCGCCAAGCAAAAGGAAGUCGGGCAGAAGGUGCACGCGGGCCUCAACCUCCUCGCCAUCGCCACUUUCAUUACGGGCGUCGUCGCCAUCGAGAUCAAUAAAUUCCGCCAGGGCCCUGGCUCGCACUUCCACUCCGUUCACGGCUACUUGGGCGUAAUUGCGUCGAUUUGGUUUCUUGUACAGUACAUAGUUGGUUUUACCAUGUUUGCGGUGCCCAAACUUUACGGGGGUGAGGCGAAGGCGAAGGCGGUUUGGAAGUAUCAUCGCGCGAGCGGCUAUGUGCUUCUGUUGUUGUUGAUGGCGACUUUUACCAGCGCAACACAGACCGACUUCAACAAGAAUGUACUUGGAUUGAAGCUGUGGGCUUUGAUCUUGAUUGUGGUCAUGCUGGUCAUUGGCGUAUAUCCCAGAAUCAAGAAGCAGAAGCUGGGGCUUUGACGCGCUUUGGAUGGCUUAUCAGAGCUUUGAGUUGCGAGCCGCACAGGUCUAUCAAAGACCCGUCAUUCAUACGCAAGUGGUAUUUUAGGGUGCAAAAUGAAUGGCAUGGGAAUGCUUGUUGGAAUGGACACGACAAUCUGGAUGGUCUAUACUUCGGAGUUCGUUUCAUGAUGCACUGCGACAUGCUUAGUGAUCGAUACCAAAAUACACCAGCAAGAGGCUGCAGGCUCUUCAUAGCUGUUUAGUAUACUCUACUUGUCCACACGGAUUAAGCUGUCUUUGCGUCGCGUCGACAGUCAACGUGAUAGCAAAAGCGAGAAUGUGCCAUAAUGUCGUGGGUAACCCCUGUAACCCGCCUAUAAGAGCCCGUUUGGGUAAUGGUUGGUAACAGUUCCACACAAGUAGAAGUGGGCUCACCCAGCUAUUAUUCACUUACCCCUUACUUACAUACAUACUGAAGUAACCCAAGC